AAUUACCGCAAUCUAAGCCAUUGAAUGACAUUGAAUGCCGGAAGGCGGUGACAGACGAUAGGGAAAUGCAUCAGAGGAAACCAGAGAGAUAAGCAAUUCUACAGAGGAACCUCACCUAGAAACAAUUGGGGAGCCAAAAAUAUAAUUGUGUCCGAUCAAUGAAAUUUGUCUGUCUCUACCAUGGAAACACAGCGAUCAACUCAACAGAUUGCCUUAGUUAUCGCCCUGUACUGGAUCGUGUCCAUUUCCAUGGUUUUUAUCAACAAGCACAUCCUCAGUGGUAGUUACGGUAUCAAUGAUUUGUCCAUCUUCGUCGCUUGGUACCAGAGUUUGUCGGCAGUCUUUCUCAUCAAACUGGUCACAUGGCUGUCCGGCCACCUACGUCUAGGCUUGACCCUGCCGAGUCUAGAUAUACAUGCAUUGCUAAAUAGUGAUAUGCUGAAACUUUCAUUCGCCUUUGUCAUUGGUUUGACCUUCAACAAUUUAAUGCUGAAACAUAUCGGUGUUGCCUUCUACCAAGUGGCCAGGUCUUUCACGCUGAUUUUCACGAUCAUUCUUUCAUUUUGCGUACUAAAAAAAUAUGUUCCAAUUUUAGGAAUCGCCUCAUGUGCAUUGGUAAUCAUGGGAUUUGUUAUCGGGAUUGACCAAGAGGAUAAUGCUGGCACCCUGAGUAUUUGGGGAAUGAUCUAUGGAAUUUUCGCAAGUUUAGCAAAUGCGGUUUGUGGAAUUUAUUUCAAGAGAGUUGAAAUGGUUUUAGAUGGUGACAGUUUGAAACAAGCAUACUACAACAAUGUGAACAGCAUCUGGAUCUUUCUGCCUCUUGUCAUCAGCUCUGGCCAAGCUCAACAGGUUUUAUCAUCAGAUCUUAUGACCAAUGCAAGUUUCUGGAUGUUCCUGACCUUCUCUGGCUUUCUCAGCUUAUCAAUUGGAUGGGUUAGUGCUUUACAGGUGAAAUACACGUCUCCAGUGACGCAUCAUAUCAGCAUAAAUGCCAAAUCAGUGGCACAAACCAUGCUAGCCAUCAUGUUUUAUCACGAAUAUAAAACUUUGAUGUGGUGGUGUGGUAAUUUACUUGUAAUUCUAGGCAUCUUCUUGUAUGCUUACACGAAAAUGAACGAGAGCCAGCCCAGUAGUAAUGUUGUGAACGGAUCGAGAAAACAACUUCCAGUUUAUACAGACAUCUCCAUUCAGAAGACAAACGCGAAUUGACUCUUAAUUUUGUGAUACAGGGCACCAUUUGGGUGACUCUGUACCAUUGUGAUACAGGGCACCAUUUGGGUGACUGUACCAUUAGGAUACUGGGUACCAUAUUUGGGUGACUCUGUACCAUUAGGAUACUGGGUACCAUUUUUGGGAGACUUGGUACCAUUGUGACACAAGGUACCAUUUGGGUGACUCUGUACCAUUGUGACACAAGGUACCAUUUGGGUGACUCUGUACCAUUGUGACACAGGGUACCAUUUGGGUGACUCGGUACCAUUGUGACACAAGGUACCAUUUGGGUGACUCUGUACCAUUGUGAUACAGGGCACUAUUUGGGUGACUCUGUACCAUUAGGAUACUGGGUACCAUUUUUGGGAGAGCUCGGUACCAUUGUGGUACUGGGUACAGUUAGGGUGACUCUGUACCAUUGUGGUACAAGGUACCAUUUGGGUGACUUUGUACCAUGUGACACAAGGUACCAUUUGGGUGACUCUGUACCAUUGUGAUACUGGGUACCAUUUGGGUGACUCUGUACCAUUGUGAUACUGGGUACCAUUUGGGUGACUCUGUACCAUUGUGGUACUGGGUAAAGUUAGGGUGACUCGGUACCAUUGUGAUACAGAGUACCAUUUGGGUGACUUUGUACCAUUGUGAUACUGGGUACAGUUAGGGUGACUCUGUACCAUUGUGACACGGUAUCAUUUGGGAGACACACACAUUCUGCAGUAGUUAAUAAUUUGUUAACUUGUUAAGUUGCUUCAAAUUUACUGUUAAUUUUGCACUCUUAAUAUUUUUUUGUAAAUAUUCAUGAAAAUCAGAUCCAGAUGUGUAGUCAUUACAAAGACUCUUUCUAAUCAUGCCAAAGGGGAUAAAAAUAUCUGCAAAAGGGAGAUAACGUUUUUUUAACUCUUUAAGUCGGGUAAACCGCUUUGAUAUGUCAAAUCAUAGAAAGAAGCAAUAGAUUUCAAAUCAACAAUUUGAUUGAACAAAAUUUUACAAAAUGGUGCCUACAUUGAUAAGGAAAAAAUAUAUACAUGUAAUUACUGCAAAUAUAAAUUCUUUUUAUAUGAUGUAGACAAAUUUGUCUUGCUCUUCAUUUCUUCUUCAUGUCGCAAAUGGUGCUGCAGUGAAAUGGUUAAUUUUGCAAUUUUGUAUUCAUGAGUUCACUAGUCAGAUAUUUUUAUCUAUAAUUUAACUGGAUUUUUUAAUGUAGAUGUUUUGUAAGCAAUCAUUUUUUAAUUUCACAUUAGAAGUUUGUGUUAUAUAUAUGAGCAUACAAGUAAGUAUAUGAGUAAGCAUGCUAUUUUAUGAAUGUAGUUUAAUUUUUGUAUUAUAAUUGUCAGCAUUGUUAUUUUUAAUUGUUAUGUGAGAUAUAAUGUACAUGUAUUUUUGCAUAAUUUGACUUAAUACUGUCCUUAUUACUCACUGGACAGAAAUGCGAUUUCACAAAAAAAAAUUUUGAAUUCGUUUCAGUUUUAUGUUAAAGACUCCUUUAUUAGCUACCAGUGUUUAUCAUGUUAUAUAUUAAACAAUCUAAAUGAACAAAAAGUUUAUGUCACAGGAAUUGUAGAUAUGUAGUAAUCAGGUCACAACAGUAAAUAAAAACAAAACUGGUAUUAAAGAUUUAUUUGUAUGGAGAAGUACAAAUAUUGUCACAGCAGAAUUUAAAUGCUAGCAGCGUUAUUUUUUCCCUACAACUUUGUACACAGUGUCUCAAUUUUAACAGUGACGUCCCC
This is a messenger RNA of Pecten maximus, 2939 nucleotides long. Its product is annotated as GDP-fucose transporter 1-like. Gene Ontology annotation, biological process: protein O-linked glycosylation via fucose; GDP-fucose import into Golgi lumen. NCBI's taxonomy places the organism in Eukaryota, Metazoa, Mollusca, Bivalvia, Pectinida, Pectinidae. Gene Ontology annotation, cellular component: Golgi apparatus. The record is from RefSeq and is a predicted model, not a curated record. The coding region runs from base 181 to 1209 and encodes 342 amino acids. Gene Ontology annotation, molecular function: antiporter activity. The transcript is spliced from 2 exons.